Cherax quadricarinatus is the source of this 1653-nucleotide messenger RNA. Lineage: Eukaryota; Metazoa; Arthropoda; Malacostraca; Decapoda; Parastacidae. The record is from RefSeq and is a predicted model, not a curated record.
AUGACGGAUUUUGCCUCAUUGGACCAGGUGGUCUUCGUUCCAGUGAGCCAGACGGUGGUAUAUAACCCUUAUGAGCCACAUGGUAAUAGCAGAUUAUUCACGGAUGAUGAUGUUGAUGGGACUCGCUGUCCUCAGCACUGCCUUGCUGACCCAUCCCUCAGAGUAAUGAAAUGGAUACAGAGUAAUGAAAUGGAUACUUCAUCUUACGCUCGACUUCUGUCUCGUUCAGUUACGGUGGACUUGGUGUCAGUGGCAGGUGGUGCAGUUGGUUCAGUGCUGGAAGUAGUGGUUGAGACCACCUGUUCUCUCAUCCUCCUGACAGAUGGUACCACCUCACCCUCCUCCAUCUUCGAGGAGACGAGGAAGUGGAGUGGGUGUCCCUGGGGUGUGUCAGUGUUCCAGGCUGCCGCUGGUGACCUCCACGAUAAUGUUACCAUCACUCUUCUCUCCCACCUCCUCUACCAAGCCAGACGGGUGCGGGUGUUGUCGUGGUGUGUGAGGAUGGUGGUAGUGAGUCAAGACCCAGUCUUCCUGGCCACCUUUGCUGAGAUCUCUCUCAAGAAGCGUCUUCUGGUGUGGGACACUAAACUGUUGGUGCUCACUCGUCUCUCCCUGACGCAGCUUCACACCCUCAUCUCCUCCUACUGGACCUUCACUAUGAUGAACACUGUCUUUCUUAACGUGGAUGAUGCUCAGAUCCUCAGGGCACGUGUGUACACCCAGCUGCCGUACAGCGUCGAGGGAGCCAAGAUGGUGCAGCUGGCUCACUGGAAGCCACAACGAGGACUGCUCUGUAAACCCAAUGUUGUGCUCUUCCCGGCCAAAUUUUCAAAUUUUUACGGUGCCAGAGUGAACGUGACUGCCCUACCAUUCCCACCAUACUGGGACGAGGUGAAGGGUCCAGACAACACUACUGUUUACUCUGGAACAGACUUCUACACACUGGAAGCUAUAUCCAUGGCUCUCAACUUUACCAUCAACGUGGUACCCACCACCUCCUGGGCAGAGGUCACACAGCGUGUUGAGGAACGUGUGGCUUUCCUGGCCGCUGUCUUCCACAACAUUCUGCCGGAGCGGCUGGAACGCUACGACUACUCGUGGCAGUAUGAAUACGCCUCUCUGGACUUCAGUAUGGCUGUGCUGGGUAUCAAACCUCAGUGGCAGUCGCUUUAUUACCCUCUCACAGACCUGGUGUGGCUGGCCAUUGCCUUAGCAUUGUUCGUCGCCCCAAUCAUCUUGCUUCUGAUCAUCCGUGUUAGUGAGAGCAGGGAAGAUGUGGAGAGAACAGACGCUAGUGUCGUGGUCCACCACCUGACAGGGAUGCUGCUGGGUCAGAAUCUGCCACGACGGCUGCCCAAGACCUGUUCCAGUCGUGUACUGGUGGCGGUGUGGCUGAUAUUCGGUCUUAUUAUCACGACAGCUUACCGUGGCAACCUGACAGCCUUCCUCUCCCUGCCCAAGUACCCACCACGUGCUGAGACACUCCAGCAACUUGUCACUGCUGCAGAAAGGAUAACAAUGCCAACAUACGGGGCUGAGUUCAAGAUUUUCUUCAGUAAGUCAGACUCACAGGUGUUCCAAAGAGUUGGUCAGCUGAUGCAUAUCGUUCCUUCAGUAGAAAUUGGGCAACAGCAAGCUACUGAGAGGAAGUAA